UUCAAGAAGCUGGUGGGGCUGAUGCUAUGGCGAAGCACAUUCUUCAGACUGUGAAGUCUGGAUGCAUUUUAAUUUUACCCAUGGCAUUUGAUGCCUUGCUCUUUGUUUACCCUGGGGAAGACGCGGACGAGCUGGGCAUGGUUGUGGUCAGCGUGAGAGGGACAUGCAAGUUUGGCAGUUCCGGAAAGAAAGUCUUGGAAGGUGGCGGGUUGAAGAAACCUGUGGAGAUGAGACAGUUUGCACAAGUCCCGUGCCAUCCAGCCAGAUGGGUUCAAAGAUCGACAUUCCUCUUGCCAGAGGCAGUCUAUUGGCUCAGUCUCCUUGCAACAAAAUCUUACCCACCACCAAAACCAAAUCGCAUCAAUCCAGCCAACAAGGCAGAGGAUGAAGGUUUCUUCUACGACUUUUUGGUGCCAUAUCUGAAAGGUCGGCCUUGUGACAUCACUUCACAUCGAAAGAUGAUUGAAAACAAUCCCUAUGGACAUGUGCGCUUUGGUCUUCAUGCCUUGGUUGUGCAUGCACUUGGACUUCCGCAUGUUGUAUCCAAACGCUUGAUGGUGUUUUUCCAGCUGUGCACUCUUCGCAACCUCACAGGUUAUUUUCAGAACCCAAAUGGCUUGGCAUCCUUACCCCAACCUGUGCUUGGCUGUUUGUUUGAAUUUCUUCCAAAACCAGAUGCAAAGCGUGUGGUGGAAGCCAGCAGGCUAUGGGGAUAUCAAGUGCUUCCAUCCUGCUUCGGCCAUGGGAAGUUGCAUCUGGAGAGGUUUGCGCAAAGUCACCCACGUCAUUGCCUCAAAAUGGAAGGGCUCUAUGAUCGCUUGCUGGAGACCAUGCAGGGUGUUGCCCGGAAGCUUUGCAAAAUUGUAUCCAGACAAGACCUGGAAAACCAUGGCAACCAUAGCUUUGCCAUGAUGGUGACGUCUGAGCUGCACCUGCUUCGAUCCAAGAUGUCCAAGGAAGGCGUUCUGGCUUUCCUGCAGGAGUCAAGGGACGACUCUUCGGAUUUGCAGGCUGCGCUCCAACACCUCCAACAGCAUGGAACCAUAGACGGAACCAUUCCAAUGCCGGCAUCCAUUUCUCAAUUCCUGCAAAAGGUCGACAUGGCCCUGCUUGCACCAGCAAACUCUGAAAGGCCAGAUGUCAUUCUCCACCCUCAGUCGUCCCGGUGUCCAGAUCUGCUGGACAACGACUUGUUGGAGUGGCUGGAUGCAGUGAAGUCAUGGAUGGAAGCAGCUGAUGAUGAGAAUCAUUUUCGUGUCGUUUUGCUGUUUGAAGAGAAGGUCUUGGACAUUGCGAUGUCGGGGGAUUCGCUUCUAGAUUGGCCCGUGGCUUACAUUACCAAUUCAAGCGAGGCAACUGCUGUGUGCACCAAGCUUUUUGGCACUCUGGAGGCUUAUGUCGCAGUGUGUGAAAAGCCGAAUCAGCCAUGGACAGCUUUGCGACAUUCUCGCAUUCUAUUGGUGGCUUGGACCAUGGCAUGCUUGCAAGAUGCAUUCCUUCGCAAACACAGAGGUGAUGCUUUCCGACACGUUUUGAAAGAUUUUGCUCCCCCGCUUGCAGCACAUACUUUGGAGCACUUGCUGAUUCCGGAGAAGAGAUGGAUGAGAUUGGGGCACAGGGUGGAAAUCUACUUGAAAAGCAACUCAAAUCUCAAACAUCAGCUGCUUGUGCCAGGGAGGGAAGGCUUGGGAGAUUUCUUGGCAUUGGCUGCAGCUGCAACAUCAUAUUUGCCAGAGGUCAGGAGAGCAUGGACAGAAGCUCGGGAGAAGGCACAGCAUGCAGAGAGGGAAUGGCAAGACCGGUCUGACCAAAAGGAUGAAUGGGCCAACAGUCUUGCACUUGCGAUAGAACAGGAUAAACAGCUUCUGCAGAUAUCGGAUCAAUCAGAUCAUCAACAACCUUGGAAGCGCCGAAAGACUUCACAAACCUUGAAACGAAACCUUGUUCAGGAGCAAAGCGGGUCAAAACGCCAGCGGCAAACGGAGGAAAGGUCACUACAGCGCCCAUUGCCAGCAAUCGUAGAGCCUCUCCCCAAGAUGUCGGACUUUGAAGCAGAAGCCAAAGCGAUUAUCUUUUCCACUCAUCUUCCUGAAGAGUUGUCGCUUCUGGGUUCUUCCUUUUGUUUGGCCCGCCACUUGUUGGAUUUUGAUGCUGGCCAUCCCUGUGAAGUUUCGCAACCGCCAGCAUUCUCGUGGCACAGCCAUUUCUUUGAAUUUUCCAGGAUGAGAGUGCCAAAUCUCCAGGCGGCCCCACGCUUCGAGCUCUUUGCCGAUUGCAAUCCCACAUACCGCGAUGGAAAGCAACAAGAAAAUUACUUCCAUCCCCUGAAGCAGAGCAUUGGCUUCUACCACCCUGACUAUGAGUUGGAAGGACUUCAUUUGUUAUGGCGUUGGCAAGGCGUGCUGUUGAACCCAUUUCAAACGAGCUGGCCGAAGCCAGGCGAACCACCAGAGCUCUAUCGAAUGGAAUUUCCAGACGAGAGUCAGGUGAGUGAAGAAUGGAUUUUGGGCUUGCCAUCUGAGAAUGAGGUCUUGGCCCAGAUGUAUUUGCCUUCACCUUUCAAGAACAUGAGCAAGGCGCAGUUCAGGUCGUUGGGUUUCGUUGCCAGCUUGCCACACCUACACCUUCGCAAGCUUUUACCAGCCUUGCAGCAAGGAGAGCUUCCCAUUGAAGAUCCACGAGUGAAGGUAUUGUGCCAACAGGUGCUUUACCGAAUGGGCCCAGCAGAUGUUGAGAAGUGUUUCUUAGGUCGUUGCUGCAAAGAAGAUCUCUUGGAACUUGCGGAUUGGCCUAGUGUGUUGGCUUUGUCUGAGCAGUUUCAAGCUCUAGAGGCUGAACGUGGAUCCAUAGAGGCCUUGACUUCUUUGAUGAUUUGCUGCAAUUAUCUGGCACAGUUUGGAGAAAACGGAAGCCAUCCAGCAGAAAAGGCCAUCCAAAUCUGCCGUCAGGUGCUGAAAUCUUGGGCUCAUGACGCGCGCCAGCGGUUUCGCACUCAAGACCAGCAGGCUCCAGAGGCUCAAGAAGUCAGGCAACGCUUUGCCAAACUCUUGCUUUGCUACAUACAGUCCUUUCGGCUUGUACCAGCAGAUGGCUUGCGUCCGGAAGAAGCUUUGGAGCUUGCUAAAGCUCGCGUUGAUUUGGAGCACUGUUUGGGAAUCAGUGGAGACCUCUUGGACGAGACGGACAUGGCCACAAUUAGUGAAAUCUGUUCCUUGCAUGAGAACCAACUUGCACACAGCAACAUUCUUGAUGAAUUGUUAUCCGAGUUUUUGCCACAGCUGAUCACAGUCUCCACAUGGCAGCCUCCAACUGACUCGCCAUUGGAAAUGUGGCGACUGGCAGAUACUGCAGGUGGUGUUGUGGCAAUCCAUCCCUCACGUGGCCUCUUGCUGUUCAACGGCAAGCCUGUGGGCUGCUUGCCUCGUGAAAUUCGGAAACAUCCCCAAUUUAAGGCCAUCUUCGGUGAUGUCGCCUUCUUCGCAUGGCCUCUUGCAAAACAGGGUGACCUUUUUGAAGCAGGCCCAGUGAAUAACAAAGGGUAUGUCUUCGGCUUGCUGCCAGGACAAAAGCUGUUGGUCCAGGAGAAGAGUGUGCAAUCAGAUACAGCCCUCACACUGCUGCCCAACGCUUACAUAGCCCAAGUCGGACUCAGGACAGAAUUGGUGGAGAAUUACGCCCAUUGGUUCUGCGAACGUGAAAGAAAGAUCUGGUUCCGGCCAAAGGAUGACGUUGAUGGUCGCGAGUACAGCAUUCAAGUGUCAGCCGGAUGCAAACAGGGAAAGCUGACCUGCACAUUGACACAUGCAAAAGAUUCAAAGAUGCAAGUGUUUCUUCCUUCAGAACCUGGACUGGCUCAUCUUGUGAAGGUUUUGGCCUUCAUCGAACCGCCUGAAUUCGUAGAGUACCUUGGGGAUUCUCAAGGCAAGCUUGCGGAGGUGCAUUUCCUUCGGAUGGGUCUGAAAUUCCUUCUUUGUGACAACGGACUCGCUUUGAAGUCGGCAGAUUUUCCAGGCCACCAACUGGCUUCGAAGCAGAAACUCGACAUGUUGCGCGGCUUUCGUUGCUUCUUGCUGCUUGAGGAAGCACGCCCAACGCAUCGGGCUUCUGAAACUUGGGCAAAGCCCGCUGGAUUGGUCGUUCUGCCCGAGGGCACCAUCGGCUUCAGUGGACAAGAAGAUUUUCUCCAUUGCGGAUUGCAGUUCCAAGGCUCCCGUCGAAAGUUUUCACUCUUCAAGAUCCAUUGGGAGGAUGGUCAGUUGGAAGCGAACACGACAGUUGGCAGACUGCAAGUCGCUUCUUUGCUUUGGGCUUGUGCCCGUACUGAACCGGAGCCUCUCUUUGGCCGGCCUGCGCGCUGGAAAGCAUUGGAGCUGCUGCGUCAGUGCUGGCAGAAUGAGCCCUUUGACAAGGCUUUCCAAGACAGCAAAAAACGAAGCAUCAAUGGAGCUGAAGUGGAUUUUGACCAACCUUGCACAAGGAGUGGCAAACCAGGCGAUCCUGCCGAAUAUUGGAUCCGAGCAGCUGCUCGUCGUGGCCUGGGCGAGGAAUGGCGGUUGCUGAAUGCCAGCGAAGAAGCCCAGGCAUUUGGUGCUGCCCCCGAAUUCAAGGAAAUUACCAGCCGGCCUGCAGCGGCAGCUUUCCAAUUCUCCGACUAUGCUACCAUAUCUCGGAAGAAGUUCUCUCCACCCAAUGCAAUCAGCGAUGGCCUUCAGACGUGGGUGAGUAGCAGGGUGAACAUGUCACUGCUUGCAUGUGGUUCAAGCCCAGACGGCACUGCGCUGACUUGGGUGGGAUGGCCACAGCAGCUUCCCUUACCUCCACAGAACGAACUGGCAUGUUUGUGGAGAAUAGCACAUGAAGAUGCAGACAGCUGCCGAAUUCUUCGCGCAAGACUGGGGUUUGCAUCCGUACUUGCUGCCAAACAAGGGGCACAGUCCAAGUUUCAUUGGCACGUGGCUCUUGCCUGCGCUAUGUCCUACUUCCCUGCCGCUUUUCCUCAGUUGCCAAAAUGGGCCCGAAGGGCUGUUUUGCAUCAGCCAUCAUCGGCAACACCUGAUACUAUCGCAGCAUACCUCCGUUCGUUCCAAUGCCUGGUAGCACGGACUGAAGAAGAGUGCCGGAGUGAAGAAGGAGUGAGGCCCACCAAAGCUGACAGUCGAUGCUGGCAGGAGCUCAAAAGGUUUGAGCAACGAGAGCUUCAGAGGUUUAAGGAAGUUGGAGCACGGCUGGAAAAAUGGGAUUUGUCGAUUAAGAACAAGGUCAAAGAAACUGGUGCCCAAAAGGUGCAACUCCGCUAUGAUCAAGAGUCCUUCAACCGAGAAGUCCGUGAGGUUACGACUGUGGCCUGCAAAGUGCAUCUGAGAUGUCAAGAGGCGGAGAUAUCAAAUGAUUUCAAGAGAAAGUGAUGUCCAGAAUCAGGGCAAAGUGUCA
Molecule: messenger RNA, 5430 nt
Organism: Cladocopium goreaui
Lineage: Eukaryota; Dinophyceae; Suessiales; Symbiodiniaceae
Source: the annotation of a GenBank genome assembly